Molecule: messenger RNA, 1753 nt
Organism: Phymastichus coffea
Lineage: Eukaryota; Metazoa; Arthropoda; Insecta; Hymenoptera; Eulophidae
Product: probable cytosolic Fe-S cluster assembly factor AGAP009023
Exons: 7
Coding region: 287-1738 (483 amino acids)
Biological process (GO): iron-sulfur cluster assembly
Cellular component (GO): cytosolic [4Fe-4S] assembly targeting complex
Molecular function (GO): 4 iron, 4 sulfur cluster binding
Source: RefSeq, a predicted model, not a curated record
AUACGCUAUAUGCGAUACAGACAUGCGUUCAGUACAGUGUUUUCAAUCGUAAAUCGAAGUUCCGAAAUAUGAGGUUGCAGGUAGUUUAAACAGAGGAUUUGCAAUAAAUUUGAUCUCUGCAAUAAAAAACAAAUUUGCUUCACCUAGUUCACGGGCUGAAAACGAUAAAUUGAAACAGCGUGUAACAAGCGGCAAUACUUAUCUGUCUUUAUUAUUUCUUUUUCUACUAGUGUUGUGAUAAUUCAGCAGAAUAAAAAUUAUUAACGAUCCUGAUUUAUCUCGCAAUAUGGCAUCGCGAUUCAGUGGAGCUUUGCAAUUAACAAAUUUAGAUGAUUUCAUCACUCCUUCACAGGAAUGCAUCAAACCGAUGGAAAUCAAGAAAAACAAGGCAAAACCUGGAUCAAAAAUAAAAAUUCAAGAUGAUGGAUCUUACAUGGAAAUCUUAGAAGAUGGUCCAUUAACUAAAUUGCAAAAAGUAGAAAUCACAUUAGCAGAUUGUUUAGCUUGCAGUGGCUGUAUAACUUCUGCAGAGAGUGUUCUUGUUACUCAGCAAAGUCAAGAAGAAUUAUUAAGGGUAUUCCAAGAGAAAUUGGAAAAGCAAAAGCAAGGUGAAGACAAUACUAAAUUUAUAGUGGUAAGCCUAUCCAUUCAACCAAUUUUGUCCUUGGCUGAAAGAUACAAAUUAAAACCAGAAGAUACAGCUCAAAAGUUGGCCGGUUACUUCAAAAGUGUGGGUGCUGAUAUGGUGUUGGAUAUGACUAUAGCAGAGGAUUUUUCAUUGAUUGAAUCUGCCAAGGAAUUUGUUGAAAGAUACAAGGCUGCAAAGGAGGACUCAAAAAAUCAAUUACCAAUGCUUGCAUCUUCCUGCCCAGGAUGGGUUUGUUAUGCUGAAAAAACUCAUGGAAACUUCAUUCUUCCAUAUAUCAGUAUUACUAAGUCCCCUCAACAAAUUAUGGGAUCUUUAGUUAAAUAUCAUCUUGCUCAUGUAAAAGGUCUAUCACCAGAGCAGGUCUAUCAUGUGACACUCAUGCCUUGUUACGAUAAGAAACUGGAAGCUUCAAGAGAAGACUUUUACAACAAUUUAAAAGAAACUCGAGACGUAGAUUGUGUUAUUACUGCAAUUGAAGUGGAACAAAUGCUAAUACAACAAGAGAAAUCGUUAUCAGAUUUCGAUAACGCUACAAUUGAAAGACCUUUUCAGUUUCAAGAGAAAAAUGAUAGUAUCUUAUUAGGUCAUCAAGGCUCGGGUUCAGGUGGAUACGCCGACUUCAUAUUUCACUAUGCGGCUAAGAAUUUAUUCCAAGAAACUAACGCAAAAUUAGAAUACAAAAGCUUGAGAAAUCCAGACUUUCAGGAAGCUGUUUUGGAAAAAGAUGGCGAAGUGCUUCUAAGGUUCGCUGUUGCAAAUGGAUUUAGAAAUAUACAAAACCUCGUGCAGAAAUUGAAACGCGGAAAAAGUCCUUACGAUUACGUGGAAGUGAUGGCUUGCCCAACAGGCUGCUUGAACGGUGGAGCUCAGAUAAGGUCACAAGACGGUACACAACCAAGAGAGUUAGCCCGAAAACUCGAAAAUGAGUAUUACAAACUUCCUAAAAGUGAUCCUGAAAAUAAUACAGUUAUUACGGAACUGUAUAAAUCGUGGCUGGAAGGCGAACAUUCUGACAAAGCUGAAAAUUAUCUUCAUACAAAGUACCAUGAAGUUGAGAAAAUGAACGCUACUGUUUCUAUAAAGUGGUGACAUGUUAAACGCUUA